Scatophagus argus is the source of this 3157-nucleotide messenger RNA. RefSeq lists its product as uncharacterized. The transcript is spliced from 8 exons. Lineage: Eukaryota; Metazoa; Chordata; Actinopteri; Scatophagidae. Bases 535 to 1107 code for a protein of 190 amino acids. The record is from RefSeq and is a predicted model, not a curated record.
AAAUUACUUUCAAAUGUGGAAGAACAGCUGCAGAUCUUCACCUACAAAUCACGUUAAAAUGUUUAGCAUUUUUGCUUUAAAAGGAACAUCAACAAUAAACAAAAUACUUGUAGAUUAAUUUACCGUCAGUCAGCAAAUCGUUUUAGCCCAUUCGUAUCAUUUGAUCACAUCCUACAGCAGCGACACUCAAAAAAAGGAAAUUAGCUGGUUAAUACAUUUAAAAAAAAGCGCAACAUGUAAUUUCAUCAGUACAAUUUUAUGUUUUCACCGUGUAUAUGAUUAAAUCACGUAGGAUUUGCAUGAAACUAAGCCAGUUAAUAUUUGUUUAUUUCAGUCAAGUAGAUGUAACUCGAUACAAUCAAGCUAGACUGGUACGCACAGUACGUACUUCGCUGGCAGAUGACCUCGCGAUACCUCACGCGAGAUCACCUGGUAUGACAUGACGGAGAGUAACAGGGCAAUGCAGAAAAAGGCGCCGUUGGUGUUCGUUUAAAAAAGUUGUGGCCUGUCGUUUGACUGGGUGUUACAGCAACCAUGUGUGAGGUCAUAGGUCAUCUUGUGUUCUCCGUGACUCCAUUCAGUCUCCUGUUGUUUAAAGCAUCUCUCUGCCUUCUUUUGCUGGUAGAGGUAGGGGUUGGCCAUCACCAACAAACAUCAGUCUGCCCUUCAGCCAAGUCAGAGCCAGCUGACAAAGGACAUCAUUGGUCAUCAUCAAAGCUGGAUAUUCACUCAAAUCUGAUGAAGGCGUUUGCCAAGAAAGGCGGUGCACAAAGGAGAAAAAUAAAGACCAUCAUGGCACCCAUAAUCCAGGCUGACACUGUCUGCGUUAGAAGAGAAUGCAUCCCCAAAGGCCUUUGCAUGUACCCAAAUGAAGACCCAGAGAAGCUGGUGAAGGAACACCUGGAUGUUGACAUCAUUCAAAUGGCCUUAGCAGUCUCUGCUAAGGCCAUAGGAGCUUUUGUUGUUCGGCAUGAAGAUGCAGAGCCUGGUGGUGUUGCUGAGAAUGUUGGCAUUGUUCUGGAUCGGGUGGAAGUGAUGGCUCUCCGUUUCAGAAACAACACAUCCACACGACAUAAAGCAGACCUCACCUCUACGACUCUGCACUGAAGACGCAGGGAAACAUGACAGCGAGGAAGGCGGAGAGAGAAAAAGAAAAGAGUGAGUGAUCCUCAUGCACAGUGAAGGUUAAAAGUUCAUUCAGAAACAGGUGAAGCAGAGGAGAACAGAGACACCUGCACAAACACAUCAGCCAAUUCUGUGAGGAAAGAAACACUGAGGGACGUGUGAAAGUUUGCACCAAGCAUAGACUUCCUGUAUUUCUCGGGAGCUUAGUUCAUAACUGAAAUCUUUAAAACAUGAAGUGGUUUUUUCCUCAUUCUGUGAAAUAUUUGGUCAAGCAAAAGCUCCGUACAAGAUAUUCUUUUGACCUCUAAACUCCAAACACUUGGACAAUUACUGAUUUUUUUUUAAAUAGCAGCUUGUGGUCUUCUAUGUUUACAUUCACUUUAUGAAAUAUACAUGUUUAUAUUGUUUGACUGAAUUUAAAAUGAUUUUUGAUUACUUGCUUUCAUUUUGUUUUUAACUAAUACUUUUUGGCUUCUGAUGCUCAAAUUUUGGUUGUACCACUGCAAUAUAGGAGUGUAAGACCCACUACAAAAGCAGCAACACCCCAAGUAUUAACAUAUGCAUAUUAAAUACACACACACACACACACGCAGAUAUUUUAAAUCCUUUUUGCAUUUACAGUAUCUGCAUUUCAAUGCAAUAGGAAACCCCUCUUCAAUAUUGUCCCAAUUUGGUAAAAACUUCAGAGAGAUCAGGAAAUAUUUCUGAGAUGAAGAUGACUGACUUGUGAGGACUGACACCUUUUAAGACAUAGUUUGAUUCUGACUUGACUAUUUCAAGAAGGUUUCAAGUCUGCAUUAUUGUAAAUUUGCUUUCAGAGUGAGCUGAAAACAAACAGAUGCUGGACAGAUAAAGAAAGCUCUGCACAGCGGUGGAGCGUGUAGUUUAAGUGUGAUCUGUAAGGGGGAUGCAGAAAACAGAAGCAGGUGACGAGUUCACGUGGAGUGUGUUUGUGUACAGGUGUGUGAGUGCAGGGUGACAUGUGUACGUACUGAUCUGGUUCAAUGUUUCCUGAGGGAUCCAGCUUAGGUCGACAUCAUUGUGGCUCGAAGUUCCCAUUUCCACCUUUGGAGCUGGACGUCUCCUCUGCAAGCACACACACGCACGCACACACAUUAGUUUAACUGCAUAAACUAAUGAUGAUUUAUCUGAUCUACAAAAUAUCAAAGGCAGUGGAAAAAUUCCCAGAUCCCAACAUUUUUUCAGAGCUCAAGAAAACAUCCUCAAGUCUUGCUUUGUCCAACUUAAAAGCAAAUUCACAAUUUUAAAAAAGUUGGAGUCAGUUUUUCUUUUUUGAAAGUUUUGUUGCAUUCCUGAAUAAAUGACUUUAAAGCUGUCAAACUCAGAGACAUGUGACACUAAAUAUGUUAAAGGCCGACUGGGAUUUCUGAAUACUAUGAUUUGUCCAUACCUUUCUGGACUCCAGCAGCUGAUGAAGGCCUACGAUGACAAGCAGCCCAAGCCCUGACAGGAAGACAUACAUGAAGAUCCUGGAAGAGGAGGAGGAGGGAAAGGAACGAAUUAAUCAUCAAGAGGCAGAAAAAAAAGAUGGAAUCACUGUUUUACACAAAUAAGUAUGCAGACACGCAAAACACCAGUAAACGUUAAGUCCACUUACGUCUCCCCAUCCAGCCCAUCCUCUUUCUCAGUUAUGGUGACUGUCUGGUUGAACACUGCAUCCUGGAAAAUGUUUCCCUGCAAGAGAGGAAAAACGAAAUAAAAAGCAAAGAAAAAAAACAUUACAGAGGACCGACAGCAUGUGGGAUCAGUUAGCAAAAUUUCGAUUUAAAUUAGCUAUUAUGUGAUCAAAGUAAAGGUGAAAAAGUCUUUGAAUCUGACCAGGUAUCUGUUCACUUGACAUUUUGAUACUUUAUGCUGCAGACACAUUUCAGACCAUCAAGAUGAUGACAGCAUGGCAAUAAAAAUCUGAAUAUGACUGAGCCCAGAAACUGAUAUCAGUAGAGGGUCUGAAUCAUAACUCAGUAGGUGGGUUUCUCCUUACACUGCUGUCUUUGUAAUUAAGGUUGAUGAC